Messenger RNA from Prunus armeniaca (apricot), 711 nucleotides. The record is from the annotation of a GenBank genome assembly. NCBI's taxonomy places the organism in Eukaryota, Viridiplantae, Streptophyta, Magnoliopsida, Rosales, Rosaceae.
AUGUCGAGAAUGGGUGAAUGGCCGAGUCGUGGUAACGACCCAGAAGAUCCAAUCUCGGAGUUGGAGGCCCAUUUGACUGGGGCUUUUGAGGCAAAUAACUCCAAAGUGGAAGUUAGUGAGCCAACCAAGAAGAAAGGAGAUAAACCUCUUAAGGUUGAAAAGGCAAGGGCAGCUCCACCGAAAGUCAAGCCUCCGGUAGCCAAGGCCCCGGCCGUGACCAAAAUGGCUCAGCCCACCAAGGUUGAGAGUAAAGAAGAAAAGGACCAAAACAUGGUCCAAGAAGCUGGGGAUGAGCCCCAUAAAAUAUUAAGCGAGCUUAGGGCAGAAGAAGACCAAGUCGAGCACACGGCCCAGGAAGAAGCUAAAGAGCCAUUAGAAAAUCUCAAAGGUUCAGCGGCUGAAGACGAAGAGCUCUAUAAGGAUGAUGAGGAGUAUGUUGAUGACGAGUACUUAGAGGAUCUGUCGGAGGAAGCUUUGGAACACUUAGAGAAAGAACGCAAUGAAGAGAUGGCCAAGUUUGAAAAUGAACUAAAAGUGGGCAAGAUCAAAGUAAAAUUUGGCGACUUUGACGAGGUAAAUGCUAUGGUUGUUACACUCCCACUAUUUUUCGAAGCUCGGCAAGAUCAACCUAAUUUCAUGGACGGAGAUGUGUUCGAUGAGGUUGAGUCCAUGGUCCAAAUGGAAGGGGCCAAAGAAAUUGAGAUGGCCUAA